UCUAACGAAGGAUGAAGAAGGAGGAGAAUCAUUUUCAAGGCCUGGAUUUGGGCCACAUCUUUACCUGCAGCGAGUCAAAGGCUACUACAGAACCACCCUCAAAAACAAAUAGUAUUACCGAUAAGGAGAACAAUGAUGUGAUUACUCAUAUCCUGGGGGACUUUGGUCCCUGGCAGCUGCGCUCGCUGCUCAUCCUGUUCCUCUGCAAGAUCCCCGCCGCCUGGUUCAUGGCCUGCAUCCUGUUCACAGCCCCCGAUCUUUAUCCCGAGGAGGAGUACAAGUGCGAUACGACUGCUUUGGGGCCGGUGGACAAUUGCACAGUCUCCCUGGAUCACUGCUAUGUGAUGGUCAACUAUGGUGACUCCGGCUACGCCAUGCGACAGUGUAGAAAGUUCCUCUACACCACCGGCUUCCACUCGCUGACCAUGGAGUUCGACCUGGUCUGCCUGUGCGACUUCUUCGUGGCCUGGUCGCAGUACUGGCAUCUCUUUGGCCUGCUCAUCGGAGGAGUGGCGGCCACCAAGCUGAUGCGUGUCCUGAGUCCCCGGCAGAUCUAUGGCACUGGCAUCUGGUGCCUGCUCAUGUGCAGCCUGCUGAUGGGUCUGGUCAAGGACUUUAGUCUCCACUGCGGCCUGCGCUGCCUGGCUGCCGUAUCCUGCUGCUUUAUGAUCACCUCGGGGCAUUCGAUAUUUAGCGACAUAACAGCGGGCAAAUAUCGCUUGGGAGCCCUCCUGCUCUACGACUGCUUCUGGGCUCUGGGAUUGAUCCUGCUCCCGGGAUUGGCUUCUGGUGCUCCCAGCUGGCAGCAUAUAUACCUGGGUGUCACCCUCUCCCUGCUGGUCAUUGUCUUCCUGCUGCCCUGGACCCCGGAUUCACCUCGCUGGCAGCUGCUGCACACCAAGGAAAACCAACUGGCCGUCGAGCGAACGGUGACUAUACUUUUGGAAGCAGCCCGCUCCAAUGGAACCGCACACAGGGUGUCCAAGGAGUUGCCCCAGGAGUUGGGACAACUCAGGGAGAAGAUGCUGGAACCAAGGCCACCAGUUUAUUGGAUGCAACUGUGGAUGGGUCAGCGGAGGAGCACCUUCCACCUGCUUUCCCUGCACAUGGCACUGGCCACCUUCAUGGUGGUGAACACAGGGUUGCUGCUCCAUGUGCGAUCCUUUGGAAGGGAGCACCUGGUGUCCAACACUUUGGCCAUGGGUCUGGCCGAGAUGCUGGGCUGUUUUUUGGCCCUGCAUCUCACCUUCAACCAGGCGGCUAGCAAGUGGCAGUGGGCCGGCGGUUUUGCCAUGGUGGUCGGCUGCAUCGGUAGCGUCUGCUGGUUCCUGGCCGAGGAGGAUAUGCCCGAGGUGUACGGACUAACACUGGGAUUGCUGAUGGCCUCACUGCCCCAGGCGGCCGUGGCCUGUGCCCAGUCCAUGAUCCUCGCCUGCCUGGGUGAGCUGGUGCCGUCGGAGCAGCGUGAUUGCCUCGCCUUCUCCGCCGUCACGUGGGCAAGGGUGUGGCAGCUCUCCGCCUCUUUUCUCACCCUGCUGCGGCAGGUAAGCCCCGCCCUCUCGCUGUCCGCCUUCUGCCUGCUGGUCAUCCUGGGCGGCCUCUGCACCUGUUGCCUGGUCACUCCUGGGAAGGAGGAUCAGGAUCAGGAUCAGGAACAGGAACAGCAGGGAGCUGCAGUGAAUAAGAAGCAGCACUUGAUAGCGUAUAGUUAA
Messenger RNA from Drosophila takahashii, 1712 nucleotides. Its product is annotated as solute carrier family 22 member 20. The record is from RefSeq and is a predicted model, not a curated record. Lineage: Eukaryota; Metazoa; Arthropoda; Insecta; Diptera; Drosophilidae. Gene Ontology annotation, molecular function: transmembrane transporter activity. Gene Ontology annotation, biological process: transmembrane transport.